Messenger RNA from Cladocopium goreaui, 339 nucleotides. Lineage: Eukaryota; Dinophyceae; Suessiales; Symbiodiniaceae. The record is from the annotation of a GenBank genome assembly.
GCGAGUGGAGCCCGGAACCACCAGCAGUGGCCGCCAGCCCCUCCUCCUGUGCCUGGUGGCAAAGGGAAGGCCUGCCGGAUGGAAUGGACCUUCUGCUCCAGAACACUGUGCCCACUUGCAGCCUUGCCUGCAAUGCCGGCUGCUAUGCCUUCGAUGAGUAUACUUCCAUGCUGACACAGGGUCCUUCAGCUGCAGAAGUUCAAUUGAAUCAAUGGAUGGCAGCUUUGAAGAAGUCAGACCAAGCCCUGCCACCGGAGGUUCAGAAUCUGGUCCAAGAAGCUUCGGCGGCCCAAGCUCAUGCUUCGACCAAUGAGCUUCACUCAGCGGUCCACAAGCUCG